This is a messenger RNA of Diorhabda carinulata, 650 nucleotides long. RefSeq lists its product as uncharacterized. The transcript has 2 exons. NCBI's taxonomy places the organism in Eukaryota, Metazoa, Arthropoda, Insecta, Coleoptera, Chrysomelidae. The coding region runs from base 227 to 619 and encodes 130 amino acids. The record is from RefSeq and is a predicted model, not a curated record.
CACAAACAACACGUAUUGUUCCAGACAUAUUGAAAACAUUUUCGACGAUUUCGUUAUGGUUUUAUUCCAAUUUCGGUAUGAAAAUCUUAAAAUUUAUUAUAAUUUUAACAUCGAUUUUCAUAAUAGUGAAUUGUAACGAUGGAUUUUGUCCUUUAUUUGAAGAUUGUAGAGAAGGGGAUUGCGCGUUACCCACUUGCACCGCCAAUGAGAUAAUUAAGGAUAUACCAUGCAGCUGUUGCUCAUUUCGAAACGACUAGAUUGCGUAGAACCACCGCCGCCUCCUUGUCCUACAGAAAAAGAUUGUGAAAAUAUUCAUUGCGUCCAGCCGAGUUGUAGAACAGGUUUUGUAUCUAGGAAAUUACCGUGUACUUGUUGUGAACAAUGCGUGUCUAAAAAUUGCGAAACGGAAUGUUCUGGAGUUACUUGUGCGGAGGAAAUUUGCAAAAGAGGUGAAAUAUUGAAAUCGGUUCGUUGUAAAUGUUGUCCACAAUGUGUCACAGCCGAAUUUGAACCGCAUUGCGAUGGGGUAAAAUGCAAAACUCCUGUUUGUAGAGUAUGGGAAAUAGCUGUUAAACAACGAUGUAGAUGUUGUCAAAUUUGUAUGCCAAUUAAAAAAUAAAUAGUUUAUUAUUGGGUUUACGAUUUAGAAA